Molecule: messenger RNA, 2024 nt
Organism: Trichobilharzia szidati
Lineage: Eukaryota; Metazoa; Platyhelminthes; Trematoda; Strigeidida; Schistosomatidae
Source: the annotation of a GenBank genome assembly
AAUUUUUCGUAGUGCAAAAACACAAAUCGGUCUCUUGGAUGUAGUUUUGUAUGCAGCCUGCACAUUGGAUAGUAAUCUUCUAACUUCCCGACAAGCAGGCUUUGGAAUGGACCGGUAUGACUGUAGGUUCAUUUAUUCUGAUGUUCGCAGUCUUCCUAGGGGGUGCCUGUAAUCCCACAACAUGGAGGAAAGAUGUGGUGAUUCCUAUUCUCGAAAGUCUCGGUUUGUCGUAUUAUAAUCCACAAGUAGAUGUAUGGUCACCAGACCUUAUAAAAUUGGAGAAAAACGCCAAGUUAUCAUCUGACAUACUGUUAUUUGUUUUUGAAAACUGGAAGACGAGAGGGCUAGUCAGUCUGCUGGAAGUUAUUUAUCUUGCUUCCCAAAGAAAGCCUUUGGUAGUAACCGUAUCCAAAGUUGAAGAUACUGGUCCUCUUUUAAUAGCUGGUGAAAGUAUUGAUAAGUUAGAAUACUAUUAUCUAGAGGAAGCUAUGAAUUAUUUUCUGAAAACAAUCAAGCGUCUCAGGAUUCCAUGUUUUUCGGAUGUUGAAACUGCUGUAAAUCAUGCGAUCCGCAAUAGCUAUUUGAGGUUUAAAUCGUCAGGGAAUUUGACUCAUGAAGAGAAAAAAUCAAUUGAUAAAAUACAAUACGUAUCUCAUGUCCUUCGUGGAAUAAUUGGAACGAUUCCCAAAUCAGCCGACAGUCAAUUUGUUUACGAGCAGGUACGCCAAGGUUUUCAGUCAUUAAACAUAGAAUUAACAAAUGACAGAGAUUUUGUCAAAUAUUGGAAUAAAGUUGACCGUUUGGAUUUGUUAUAUUCCCUGUAUGCUGAGCAUGUAUUGAACCGAAAAUCUCCUGCAUUACUUUCUAAUUUCAAUGUAUACCUUACAUCCAAAUUAUUGAAUAAUUCUGAAACGUCUGAAUCUUGUCUUUCUAACAAACGAUUAGUGCAGUCGUCAGCAGAAUCGAAUUCACUUAUUGAUUUAAUGGAAUCUCAAUUCGAUGAAAGAUUAUUAUACUCCUUUUCUCAGCCUGAUACUUCUUCGCAUGGUGAUUCACGUUGUGCAUCGAUUAAAUCCAGUGCUUGUUCGUCAUCAUCACUGCCACCACUACAAAUACCAGAUUUAAACAAUACUCGGAAUACUGUAGAUUUAAAAACAGAUAUAUACAUUGCAGGGAUUUCAGAAGAAAAUAAACAUAGUCAAUUUUUGUGGGAUAAUAAUAUAAUGCCGAAGUUGGCUAAAGUGAAUUUAUCACACUAUAGAGCAAUAGAAAAGACUGUUUGUCCAUCCAUUGGAAAUAACGAGGAUUUUCUAAAUUGUUAUGAAGAUUUGGAGAGCAAACAAUUAGAAAUUCGUCAGAAUAGUAAACUUUUACUGUAUAUAAUUGAUAAUAACUCCUUCCAUUUAGUUACUAUGUUAGAGGCGGUUUAUUCAAUGGGAUGUCAUUUGCCAGUCGUCCUUUUUGUACAAAUGUUCAAUUCUUCUAGUGGCUGUGAAAUUCCUCUUGAAAACUCCAAGCCUAAUUCUCUGCAUGAAUUCAUCUCCAAUGAUUUUAAAACUCAACAACUCCCGAUGAACAGUUUAAUAGAUAUGAAAAUAAAGAGUAGCACUACUAGCAGCAGCAGUAGUAGUGGUGCUUCAAGUGAUUUUACAGGCACAAAUUCAUCUCUAUCCGAAGAGGAGUUAUCACAAAGAUCAAGUUCUCUAGAGUUUGGAAUUAUUCGUGAUAUCUAUAAAUCGACUAAACAUUCUAGUAAUAGUAAUAAUUUGAAUUGUUCAAAUGUAAAAUCAUCUGAAAUUCUAUCAUUCCAAGCUAAUGCUAAUGUACAUAUGAACAACACUCAUUCAUCAGCCAAUAUUAUAACUGUUCACAAUUCAUCGAUAUCACUUUCACAGCAAGCUGUCAAUGAUUAUAAUCGUGUUCGUAUGUAUUUAAUUGAUUUAGCUGAAGAGUUGAAUAUCCCUGUGUUUUAUGAUAUUGAAGCAGCAAUCAGCUUUUGUAUUCAUAAAUUGACUACAUUAUGA